AUGGGUACAUUAACCACUUUUCUAGUGCUUUCAUGUUUUCUAUCUAACUUGGCUUUAACCAUGAGUGCAGAUUCAACAAAGGAAUACAACACCGCCCUGCACCCCAUUCCAAGCUAUGUCCCAAAGAGUGGUAAGAAUGUGCUCAUGAAUAAAAUAGACUCAUGCUGGCGAACCAAAGAAGAUUGGGCUUCAAACCGGCGUGCCUUGGCUGAUUGCAAUAUUGGCUUUGGAAAAGAUUCUAUUGGAGGGAAAUUUGGUGCCAUAUACAAAGUGACUGAUCCAUCCGAUGACCCUGUAAACCCAAAACCAGGCACACUUCGUUAUGGUGCAAUCCAAACACAACCCCUUUGGAUAACUUUCGCCAAGGACAUGGUUAUCACGCUCAAGAACGAGCUUAUAAUGAAUAGCUACAAGACCAUUGAUGGGAGGGGAGCAAAAGUUGAGAUUACAAAUGGACCUUGCAUUACAAUACAAGGUGUUAGCCAUGUCAUUAUACAUGGAAUUAGCAUUCACGAUUGUAAACCAGGUGAAGCUGCUAUGGUGAGGAGCACUCCUGAACAUGUUGGCCAUCGUCAAGGCUCUACUGGAGAUGCCAUUUGUAUAUUUGCUUCCUCCAAUAUCUGGAUUGACCAUUGCUUUUUCUCUCGUUCCGCUGAUAGUCUUAUUGAUGUUAUUCAUGCAUCAACUGCUGUCACUAUCUCUAACAAUUACUUCACCCACCAUGACGAAGUGAUGCUGUUAGGACACAGCGAUGAAUAUUCCGCGGAUAGAAUAAUGAGAGUAACAGUAGCGUUCAAUCACUUUGCCAGUGGCCUCGUAGAAAGAAUGCCAAGGGUAAGAUUUGGUUAUGCUCAUGUGGUCAACAACUACUAUAAUGGGUGGCUCAUGUAUGCCAUUGGUGGUAGUGCUGAUCCUACCAUUUUUAGUGAAGGGAACUACUUUAUAGCUUCAAAUGCUACUGCUGCAAAAGAGGUUACCAAGAGGGAAAGUGGAAAUUGGAAUUAUUGGAAAUGGAGGAGUUUUCAGGAUGAAUUCUUAAAUGGUGCUUAUUUUGUGCCAUCUGGAUAUGGAAGUUGUAAUCCAUUAUAUUCACCAGCUCAAACUUUUGUCGCGGCCCCGGCAUCCUUGGUGCCUUCAUUAACUCUCAAUGCAGGUCCACUGGAGUGUGUUGUUGGAAAACCAUGUUGA
Messenger RNA from Gastrolobium bilobum, 1188 nucleotides. Its product is annotated as putative pectate lyase 2. Lineage: Eukaryota; Viridiplantae; Streptophyta; Magnoliopsida; Fabales; Fabaceae. Gene Ontology annotation, molecular function: pectate lyase activity. Bases 1 to 1188 code for a protein of 395 amino acids. The transcript is spliced from 4 exons. The record is from RefSeq and is a predicted model, not a curated record.